UAAUGUUCCAUUUAAGCUGAUUGUCAACGGCCAUUAAACACGAAGAAGUAGCAAUAGCAGUAGUAGCGUGUAAAUUUUUGUUCUGCUCAUUUUGUGGCUUGAAAUAUGUACGAUCAGGAUGAAGAUAACCAAUACGAUGAGGAUGAUGAUGAAAUCACUCCUGAUCUGUGGCAAGAAGCCUGUUGGAUCGUUAUCAGCUCAUACUUUGAUGAGAAGGGUUUGGUUCGACAGCAGCUUGACUCCUUCGAUGAAUUCAUCCAGAUGUCAGUGCAGAGAAUUGUGGAAGAUGCCCCUCCCAUUGACCUCCAAGCUGAAGCCCAGCACGCCUCCGGAGAAGUGGAGGAGCCGCCACGAUACUUGUUGAAGUUUGAACAGAUUUAUUUGUCAAAGCCUACCCAUUGGGAGCGAGACGGUGCCCCAUCUCCCAUGAUGCCCAAUGAAGCAAGGCUCAGAAACUUGACGUACUCUGCUCCUUUGUAUGUUGACAUCACAAAGACCAUCAUCAAGGAGGGUGAGGACCAGCUACAAACACAGCACCAGAAGACCUUCAUUGGUAAAAUUCCCAUCAUGCUUCGCUCCACUUACUGCCUCCUGAGCGGUCUGACCGACCGUGACCUGUGUGAACUGAAUGAGUGCCCACUUGACCCUGGUGGGUACUUCAUCAUCAAUGGCUCUGAAAAGGUGUUGAUUGCUCAGGAAAAGAUGGCUACCAACACAGUCUAUGUCUUUGCUAAGAAAGACUCAAAGUAUGCCUACACAGCGGAGUGUCGCUCUUGUCUGGAGAAUUCGUCACGUCCCACUAGCACCAUCUGGGUCAGCAUGAUGGCUAGAGGGGGACAGGGAGUGAAGAAGAGUGCGAUUGGCCAGAGGAUUGUGUCCACGCUGCCAUACAUCAGACAGGAAGUGCCCAUCAUCAUUGUAUUUCGAGCCCUAGGCUUUGUUUCGGACAGAGACAUUCUGGAACACAUCAUUUACGACUUUGACGACCCCGAGAUGAUGGAGAUGGUGAAGCCUUCACUGGAUGAAGCCUUUGUCAUCCAGGAGCAGAAUGUGGCUCUGAACUUCAUCGGUUCCAGAGGAGCAAAACCUGGAGUGACAAAAGAGAGGAGGAUCAAAUAUGCCAAAGAGGUUCUUCAGAAGGAAAUGCUGCCACAUGUUGGUGUCAGUGACUUCUGUGAGACCAAAAAGGCUUAUUUCUUAGGGUACAUGGUUCACAGACUGCUGCUUGCAGCUCUGGGUAGACGAGAACUCGAUGACAGAGAUCACUAUGGUAACAAGAGGCUGGACUUGGCUGGACCGCUACUGGCUUUCCUCUUUCGAGGCAUGUUUAAGAACCUGCUCAAGGAGAUCAGAAUUUAUGCACAGAAGUUCAUUGACAAGGGAAAGGACUUCAAUCUCGAGCUAGCCAUCAAAACCCGCAUCAUCUCAGAUGGCCUCAAAUACUCGCUGGCAACAGGCAACUGGGGUGACGUCAAGAAAGCCCACCAAACCAGAGCAGGAGUGUCGCAGGUGCUCAAUCGUCUGACUUUUGCAUCUACUCUGUCACACCUCCGCCGAGUCAACUCGCCUAUUGGUAGAGACGGAAAGCUGGCAAAGCCUCGGCAACUGCACAACACCUUAUGGGGCAUGGUGUGUCCGGCAGAAACACCUGAGGGGCAUGCUGUUGGUCUGGUGAAGAACUUGGCCCUGAUGGCCUACAUCUCUGUGGGCUCCCAGCCAUCGCCGAUUCUGGAAUUUCUGGAGGAGUGGAGCAUGGAAAACCUGGAGGAGAUUUCCCCUGCUGCUAUCGCUGAUGCCACAAAGAUCUUUGUGAAUGGCUGCUGGGUUGGUAUCCACAAAGACCCCGAACAGCUGAUGAACACACUCAGGAAACUUAGACGGCAGAUGGACAUCAUUGUCUCUGAGGUGUCUAUGAUCAGAGACAUCAGAGAACGAGAGAUCAGAAUCUACACAGACGCCGGGCGAAUCUGUCGACCGCUGCUGAUUGUGGAGAAACAGAAACUGCUACUGAAGAGACGUCAUAUUGACCAACUAAAGGAGCGAGAGUACAAUAACUACAGCUGGCAGGACCUGGUAGCUAGUGGUGUGGUGGAAUACAUCGACACUUUAGAAGAAGAGACCGUGAUGCUGGCUAUGACCCCUGAUGACCUUCAGGAAAAAGGAGUGGCCUAUUGCUCCACCUACACCCACUGUGAGAUUCAUCCGUCCAUGAUCCUGGGAGUCUGUGCUUCCAUAAUUCCUUUCCCUGAUCACAAUCAGUCUCCCAGGAACACAUACCAGUCAGCUAUGGGGAAGCAAGCUAUGGGCGUCUACAUCACUAACUUCCAUGUCAGAAUGGACACCCUGGCCCAUGUAUUGUACUACCCUCAGAAACCACUAGUCACCACACGCUCAAUGGAGUACCUGCGCUUCAGGGAGCUCCCUGCAGGUAUUAAUUCAAUUGUAGCUAUUGCUUCAUACACGGGCUACAACCAGGAGGAUUCAAUCAUCAUGAACAGAUCAGCUGUGGAUCGAGGCUUCUUCAGGUCUGUUUUCUAUAGAUCAUACAAAGAACAAGAGUCAAAGAAGGGCUUUGAUCAAGAAGAGAUGUUUGAGAAGCCCACAAGAGAAACCUGUCAGGGUAUGCGACAUGCCAUCUACGAUAAGCUGGAUGAUGAUGGCCUCAUUGCACCUGGUGUUCGUGUGUCUGGUGAGGACGUAAUCAUCGGAAAAACUGUGACUCUGCCAGAAAAUGAUGAUGAGCUGGACAGCACCAAUCGCCGAUACACCAAGAGGGACUGCAGCACCUUCUUGCGAACCAGUGAGACCGGCAUUGUGGAUCAGGUCAUGGUAACCCUUAACCAGGAGGGCUACAAGUUUUGCAAGAUCAGGGUUCGCUCUGUGCGGAUUCCGCAGAUUGGAGACAAGUUCGCCAGUCGACAUGGACAGAAGGGAACCUGUGGUAUCCAGUACAGGCAGGAGGACAUGCCAUUUACCUGUGAGGGAAUUACACCUGACAUCAUAAUUAACCCUCAUGCCAUCCCAUCUCGUAUGACAGUUGGGCAUUUGAUUGAAUGUCUGCAGGGCAAGGUUUCUGCAAACAAAGGUGAGAUCGGUGAUGCCACGCCAUUCAAUGAUGCUGUCAAUGUGCAGAAAGUGUCCAACCUGCUGUCUGAAUAUGGCUACCACCUUAGAGGAAAUGAGGUUCUGUACAAUGGUUUCACAGGCCGGAAACUCACAUCGCAGAUCUUUAUUGGCCCAACAUAUUACCAGCGUCUGAAGCACAUGGUAGAUGACAAGAUUCAUUCAAGAGCCCGGGGUCCUGUUCAGAUCCUGAACAGGCAGCCAAUGGAGGGCCGUUCACGUGAUGGUGGUCUGCGUUUCGGGGAGAUGGAACGGGACUGUCAGAUUGCUCACGGAGCAGCUCAGUUCCUCAGAGAACGGCUCUUUGAGGCAUCUGAUCCAUAUCAGGUUCACGUCUGCAAUUUGUGUGGCCUCAUGGCCAUCGCCAACACACGAACGCACACUUACGAGUGUCGUGGUUGUCGCAACAAGACACAGAUUUCUCUGGUUCGGAUGCCGUAUGCGUGCAAGCUUCUGUUCCAGGAGCUGAUGUCGAUGAGCAUUGCCCCUCGAAUGAUGACAUCAUAGAGCAGCUCAGCCAAUGACAGCUUCAACAGCCACAGUCUGUGGAAUUUGUGUUUUUACACGCUUAUGUAAAACAGGCCCUUCUAAUCCAUAAAAUAAACACUUUGAUUGUAGUUUUCUAAAA
Messenger RNA from Thalassophryne amazonica, 3751 nucleotides. It is a transcript of the gene polr2b, whose product is annotated as polymerase (RNA) II (DNA directed) polypeptide B. The record is from RefSeq and is a predicted model, not a curated record. Lineage: Eukaryota; Metazoa; Chordata; Actinopteri; Batrachoidiformes; Batrachoididae. Gene Ontology annotation, biological process: DNA-templated transcription. Gene Ontology annotation, cellular component: RNA polymerase II, core complex. Gene Ontology annotation, molecular function: DNA binding; DNA-directed RNA polymerase activity; ribonucleoside binding. The coding region runs from base 106 to 3630 and encodes 1174 amino acids. The transcript is spliced from 25 exons.